AUGGCUCUUGAGCCGGGCUCUGGCCGACGCUCUGUCUCUCCGGAGAGCUCUGGCCGCGAUUCUCCCCUGCCGCGUCAAUGGAGGAAUCAACUUGGUGCUGAGGAGGCGCCUUCAAGAGACAAGCAAUACCGCAAGUACGCAUCGGGCGUCGAAAGAGCCCUGACUCUGUUUGAGACUGCCCUGCAGGAGUGGGCAGACUACAUCUCGUUCCUGAACCGCUUGCUGAAGGCGCUGCAAGCUAGACAGCCGUCCAUCACCACGAUCCCUGCGAAAUCGACCGUUGCGAAGCGCCUGUCGCAAUGCCUCAAUCCAUCCCUGCCAUCCGGCGUACACCAGAAGGCCCUCGAAGUCUAUAACUUCAUUUUCUCCACGAUCGGACAAGAUGGAUUAUCCAAAGACCUACCACUCUACCUCCCCGGACUAGCUUCGACUCUGUCCUUCGCCUCCCUCUCUGUCAGGACUCCCUUCCUCGACAUCUUGGAAACCCACUUCCUCAAACUCGACCCUCGAUCCCUACGACCAGCAAUGAAGUCCAUCGUCCUAGCUCUUCUGCCGGGCCUGGAAGACGAAACUAGUGAGGAUUUCGACAGGACUUUGCGUCUGAUGGAGAGCUUCAAGAAAUCAAUACGGCCACCAGGAAGUGAAGAUUUGGACGGCCCGCAUUCCACCGGCGACGACUUCUUUUGGCAAUGCUUUUUCCUGGCUUCCAUCACGGGUGCGACCCGCAGGUCCGGCGCGUUGGCGUAUCUCGUCCGAAAUCUGCCCAAGCUGGGCGAGCCAGCCGCUCAAGGAAAGCCAGCCAAGAAUGGUGUAUCCGAGGACGAGCACUCCACCCAGCUAGCCCAGAUGGUCACCUCCCCUGAACCUGGACUGCUCUUGCGUUCUUUUGCUGCUGGUCUGACUGACGAGCAAUUGCUCAUUCAGCGGGGAUUUCUGGAUCUUCUCGUCACGCAUCUUCCCCUGAAUUCCAAAGUUCUCCAGAAUAGCGUCAAACCAGGCGACUUGGAGCUUCUACUGCGUGCUGCAGCAGGUGUUGUCAUUCGAAGGGACAUGAGUCUCAACCGUAGAUUGUGGGUAUGGUUCCUUGGACCCGAACCAGCACCGACAGAGAGCGAAAGCGGCAUGGAGUCGCCAUCGUCUCCCGAUCCGCACCAUUCGUAUUUCACAUCCAAGACGAGCUAUUUCGAGGAUCACGGUCUUCGUCCCUUAACAAAAGCUCUCUUGAGCAUGAUCCAUGUGGAUCGGGAUUCAAGUCCUGCAGAGAGGGCGAGACCUUACAGGAUAUGUCUGUCAUUGAUGGACCGGUGGGAGAUCGGUGGGCUGGUCGUUCCAGAAUUAUUCCUACCCAUCGUCAACAGCGUCCGUCAAUAUCGAGACCAGUCGCCUAGCAAAGCCGACUUCAAUGAAGUUUUUCGAAGCGCGAGUGUGUUCUUCGACGGCGUCGAAAGUGGCCUGAUCUACGGCGAGAUUGUCAGUUUACUCGCUCAAGCCAUUGGCCCUGGGACUUUGGCGGAUAAAGAGCGACUGGACAAACUCGAUCUGGUCAACUUCAUCCUGUCAAAUUUCAACGUUCGCGAAGAAGAGAUGAUUACCAUCCAUGCUCCGCUUACUGCGUUGUCUGUUCUCUCCAUGCUGGAGGACACCAGAGACAGACAGAAAGGCAGCACUGCUUCGUCCACAAGGACUUCUCGUAAAAUCACAGAAGAAGCGCUGAACGUCUCACUCACUCUGUUGGACCUUGUACCAGACCGCGCCUUCCCCUCGGCCGAAGCGAAUUCCAAGAGGACUGUAGAAGCCGGCGUCUUGGCCUCCUUGACGGCCGUUGAAGUCUUGAAAAAGAUCAAGUCAUUUUACGUUGACGAACAAGGUAACCUUGACGCCAACAUCCCUUUUUCGCCUGUCGAAGUUGGAGAACUUCUUCUCCGAAAAUCUGGCCAGCUAGUCUGCGACGGCCUCAAGAACACAGAAUCGGACUUGAAUCUGGGCGCCAAGGGAAGGAUACUCACGGCUCUACUAUUGAAGGCGCCAUCGUCGUACGACCUCGAUGGGUCAUAUCUUCUUCAAUGCCUCCAUGAGCGCCUUCAGACUUCGGACAAACUGUCAUUUACUUCUUUCAACUCGAUUCUACAUCUAUCCGCCCACCUCUACUCUGCGGAACGUAUAGAGUUGCCCGACCUAUCCGAGCUUGUCACUCCCUUGGUCAAACAUGCUUGGGAAUUUCUGUCCGCCUCAGAGCCCAAGUAUCACGUUGAAACGGUUAGGUCCUUGUGGCAACUCCAGACAGCUCUCACAAUCCAGAACCGAGACAUCGAGGCUGCCCUAGCGAGCCUGAUAAUUGAAAAUGAUGUGAAGGGGUCUUUUGCAUCUCGUCCAGCUGACGCUGGUCGUCGUUUUGGCGUACUGUGGUCCCACUCAUUACAAGAUUCACCCGCAGAAAGACGGGGAUCGAAGACACCCAUGAUUGAGAAGCCGCCGCAAAUCCGUCUGGCAGGCUCAGAGAAUUACGAUGUCAUGUUGACACGGCCGCUGUUUUUGAUGUUGGAUGCGCUCCUUGAUGAACGAACGCAGCUUUUCAUGACAGUCAAGGGAUGGCUGAACACAUUGGUCAACACUGAAAAAUUGUUCUUGGUAUUCGUAAGGAAGUUCGCAUCUCUGCCAUUUCUAAGAGCAGCCCAUGACAUCGCCUCGGCUGCUGCAUCAACCACGUCAACGACAUUCACAGCUGACGAUGAUUUGGACCUUUGUCUCUACUAUUUGAGGACACUGUCAAAUGUCUUCCGCUGGGCGCCAGAUGUGAUCUGGGGUGUGUUGGCAUCGACGUCGUUGACAGUUGACUCAGAACACCCUGAAAUCGCGCAAAUGAUUGGCCAUGAGGGCGAGGUAUCAAUGCAAGAAGUGUUCAUCCAUGUUUGUCUGCGAUGCAUCGCUGGAAACAACGAACCGGAAGAGCACCUCCGAAUCCGAUCCACGCAGCUCCAUCGGUACGCCCUCACCGUCAUGCACCAAAUCCUCCUGAACCCAUAUGCCGAGCCGCUUGGAAGUCUUCACCUGGAAAACGUUCUCAUCGAGCGGUUGCUACAAUCUCUUAACGGAACAGACCCCUACGUCCAAGUCCUCCUCUUAGAUGUUGUCUUCGAUGCGCUAAAACUUCGGGACAUCAUCAUUGCGGACGUGCCUGCAUCUCCGAUUUCUGAAAAGAGGAAAGUAAGCCUGGAGCCUUCCAAAAACAUCAGGGUAUCUACACAAUCAGAAUCUAAGCCGACGGCCCCGCCUCCCAACCUGCUCAAGUGCCUUCAGGCUGGUCUCAGCUCUCCAAGCAGCCGGAGUGUGCUUGAUAGCUGGGUCAGCUUCCUGACAGAAUGCCUGCCAUUCUACUCGGAUAUCAUCUUCCAAGUUGUCAUCCCUCUUGUUGAGACAUUGUGUCGGCAAAUCUCCAACACCUUCCAAGACUUGCAAUAUAUCUUCAGAGAAAAUGGUGGCUCGAAACAAGACGAGUGGAAUGCCCCCGAAUCAACACUUAUAUCCCUACUCAACGCGAUUGAACAUGUGCUGGCCCGGGCACACGAGCGCCUUUUGGUCGAGGAAGCCAGAACACAAGUGGUCAAGGGGCCAGAUCAACAACCGGGAUUCUUUGGAAACAUGGUGUCUGGUGUUUUCAAUUCUGAUACCCAGCAAACGCGAAGCGCCACUGCGAACGACAGGCUUACGGUCCACCUUGCGUUCCAGGACGCAGUACGCAUCUGCUUCACGAUUUGGUCUUGGGGACAAGGGAAUGAUGCGAACGCGCAGGAUAAUACUUCGAUUGCCUCUCUCAACUACACCUCCCUUCGAAUGAGGAAUCGGGCGAGGCGACUGCUUGAACAUCUCUUCGCAGCCGAAACUCUGGAAUGCCUCGAAACAGUCAUCGACAUCUGGCGGAGCUCCAUCAAUAUCACAACACCAGUACCCCAGUCGGAGGUGUUCAACUUGUUGCCAGCGCUCGACGGUUCCCGACCGAAGCACACGAUUCCAGCCAUAUUCAAUGCCAUCUAUAGCAGGACAAAUCCUGGCGCCUUGGAUGCGUCUCGCAAGUCAACUCUUACAACGUCGCUACAAGACGUUGAUCUGGUCACCUUCUUGGUUGAGUAUGCCCGAACGCUCGAAGACGAUGCCAUGGACGAAAUCUGGCUUGACUGUAUGGCGUUCUUGCGUGACCUGUUGACAAACCCGUUCCCGCACCGACAAACACUACCGAGCCUCUUAGAGUUUGCAGCGAUUCUCGGUGAGAAGGUGGACAAUACCAACUUUGGGGAACAACGAAAGAUGAGACGGGAGCUCGGAGACCUCUUUCUUCGGCUUCUGACCGCAAUCUUCACUACCAAGCCCAUGACAUUCGCUGACGCCGCGCCGUCCUACGAGAAGUCAGAAAAGAACCGUGAUGGUGUCCGUCGAACCACAACGAUUUCACUGGUUAGCGUCCUUGAUAGAGCCGAGGACGUGGUGGCUAUUCUCGCUUCAAUCGUUCCCAACCUGCCAAAGAUUUUGGUGGAGACAGAUCGCGUCUUGUCCGCGGCAAGCACCAUCUCGACAAAUGUUAUUGGACCAGCAUUCAGGGCAAAGGCGUUCCCUGAAACUGUAUCCAAGAACACACUCGACCUUCUGCAGGAGCUAUCUCGGCUACCAAAUAACCAGAAGACUUGGAAGAAAGAUGUCGGCGAUGCUUUCAAUGAUGCUAGGUUCUUCAGCUCAAGCAUCGAUCUCGUGCGCAGCGAUUGGCUGCCGCUGUUGAGGCAAUGGACCAUCAGUGACAAAGAGCGCAUGCCUGAGCUUUUGAGCCGCAUGAGCCCUCCCACGACGGCGGGCAUCGUUUUCGGCGUUGGUGCUACUUCUGCCCGUCUGGAAGCGGACCGCAAGACACAGCUCAAUCUACGUCGCACGGCCACUCUCGUGCUCGCCUCCAACGAAGACGCCUACGUGACGGAGCUUCCUCUCAUCUUGGAUAAGGUGGUUGAACUUCUCGGUGCCACAGCAACAUCUUCUCCAUCAUCAACAACACGGGCGGAGAUUUACAUGCUCGUUCGUGCGCUAGUCCUCAAGACAAGUGCGGUCCACUUGGCGAUGAUCUGGCCUGUUAUCAAUGCCGAACUUCACGCGGCCAUCGCAUCUGUUGUUGCGGCUGACCACAGCACCGCGUCGGACACGUACAACAACCUGUCCAUCUUGCAAGCCUGCAAGCUACUCGACUUGCUUGUGUGUGUCGCUCCCGACGACUUCCAACUGCACGAGUGGCUUUUCGUCACAGAUACCAUCGACGCGGUAUACCGAUCCACGAACUACCAGCCUGUGGCCCUCGUGGACGAACUCUCGGAGGAGCUCGGCUCGAUGGGUAUCAGCUCAUCACUACAGACUACCCCGGCGGCGCACCUUGCGGCAAGCAGCUCCCACCGACGGCCGCUCCUGGGACCUGGUGGUAUCAACGACGAGGUCAGCAUAGACAGGAAAGACGAGCUUGUCGGCAAGAUCAUGCGCCCCUUCUUCGGCCAGCUCAGCAUCUUCGCCUUCGAGUCGACGUACGCGAUGGCGCCGUUGGACAGGGAAUUCUGCGUUCAGGGGUUGUUGAAGGAUUUGUUUGACGAGCGUAGCGUGGUCAGGGCGUUGUAA
Molecule: messenger RNA, 5640 nt
Organism: Colletotrichum karsti
Lineage: Eukaryota; Fungi; Ascomycota; Sordariomycetes; Glomerellales; Glomerellaceae
Exons: 6
Coding region: 1-5640 (1879 amino acids)
Biological process (GO): Golgi to endosome transport
Cellular component (GO): endosome; trans-Golgi network
Source: RefSeq, a predicted model, not a curated record